AAAGAUAAAGCAAAAAAGAAAAAGGCUGGGCAUCUUCCCAGAAAAGAGAUGAGAGUGGAAAUGUACAGUAAGAAAAUACUUAGAUAUUGUGGAAUAUAGUUCAAUUACUCAAUUAGCUUUCUUUGUUUAUCCGAGGUGCCUCUCUUCCCUUGCAGUUAAUGGCCUCUUCUUCUUCUUCUUCUUCUUCCAUCACUCCUAAAAUAGAGUAUGAGGUUUUCCUUAGUUUCUGUGGUGUGGACACCCGGAAAAAGAUUACCAGCCAUCUAUAUGAAGCCUUUUGUCAGAAAAAAAUUAAAACUUUCAUUGAUGAUAAUCUUAUCAGAGGAGAAGAAAUUUCUCCAUCUCUCUUGAAGGCAAUUGAACAUUCAAAGAUCUCGGUUAUCAUUUUCUCUAAAGGCUACCCUGCCUCUAGAUGGUGUCUCAAAGAACUUGAAGAGAUAGUUAAAUGUAAGAACAAGUAUGAUCAGAUCGUAAUACCGGUCUUCUAUGAAGUAGAUCCAUCUAAUGUCAGGAAUCAAACGGGGAUUUUGGGAUUGCAUUUGGUGAGCUGGGAAAGCGUUUUAUGGAUGAUUUGGAGAUGUUGCAGAGAUGGAGGACUGCUUUGAGGGAUGCAGCCAACCUAUCUGGUUUUGAUUCAAAGAACUACAGAAACUUGUUAAUUUGAAACAUAUUGAUCUCAGUCACUCUAAGCGUCUAUGCAGAAUGCCAGAUUUUUCACUUAUCCCAAAUCUUGAGAGCUUGAUUCUGGAAGAUUGUACAAAUUUGCUUGAGAGUUUCUCAUCUAUUCAUAAUCUCCAUAAACUUGUUAUCCUAAAUCUACGAGGCUGCAAAGGCUUUGAUAAUCUUCCAAUCAGUGUUUAUUGGAAAUCUCUUCAAGAAGUUAAUCUCUCCAAUUGCUCAAAUCUCAAGACAGUUCCAUAUCUCCCCUGUACAGUUGAAGAGUUAUAUCUGAAUGGAACUUCAAUAAAAGAAUUGCUAUCAAUAGAGCAUCUAUAUAGACUAGUAAAAUUGAGUCUUAGAAAAUGCUCAAGGCUUGAGAGGUUACCUGAGAGUAUUCGUGAGUUGAAAUCUCUUAAAUGUCUUUAUCUCUCGGGUUGUACCAAACUUAACAGAUUGCCGAAUGACCUGGGAACUUUAAUGACCUUGGAGGAACUUGAACUAGAGGAAAUUGCUUUAGCAAAUAUACCAACAUUUGUAACAAGUUUGAUCAACCUUAAGACAUUGUCUUUUGCAAAAUGUAAGAUGCAAAACCGAUCAAGUAUCCCACUCAUCCAUUUAUCAGUCUUCCAAAAGAUGACAAAGCUAAACUUGGUUGAUUGUUGCAUCAAAGUUUUACCUAACAAUAUUGGUGAAUUACUCUCAUUAGAAUAUUUAUAUCUUGAUCAAAACAAGUUUGAGAGCUUGCCUGUGAGCAUCAAAGACCUUUCUAAGUUGCGAGAGCUUUAUAUAAGAAAUUGUCAGAGUCUUAAAUCUUUAUCAGAGCUUCCAAGCAACUUACUACGUAUGGAAGCAAAGAAUUGCAUAUCUCUUGAAUCAAUAUCAGGUUUACUAGCCAUAUUCCUAAGUAUGCCGGAUUCAAUGGAAGGAAUCGACUUCAUCAAUUGUUUCAAACUAAAAUUUGAUGUGACAGAUGCUCUCUUAAAUAUUGAGAGAAAUGCAGAUGUGUGGUAUCGCCUUAUAGACAACAAAACACGAGCGACAACUUCUCUUGCAAAAGCCUGCAUAUGUUACCCUGGAAGUGAAAUUCCAAAGUGGUUUGCCUUACAAAGUAAUACAUCUUUCAUAGAGUUUCCAGCUGGUUGGUUGAAUGAUAACUUAAUUGGUUUUGGUUUGUGUGUUGUUGUAUCAUUACAAGACUAUCAACAACUUAGAAUUAUCCGAGUUGGAUUUAGUCUGGUUGUUAAUGAAGAGAUCAUUUCCUCUGGCCGAUUAUUCAUAUCAGAAGGAUUAAAGGGUGAGGUUAUUGAAUCAGAUCAUGUAUUUGUAGGUUAUGAUUAUAGUAUCAUGUCCUUGCAAUUGCUUACACUUAAUUUGAAUAGCGAGGGUAGCAUUGUGUUCUUUGUUGAACAUGUAACUAAGAAUGACAAUGUUAUAUCCUUCGUUAAUAAAUGUGGAGUGACUUUUUUGUAUGCCAAAGAUGAUGAUUUGAGAAGAGAUGUAAGAGUGGAUAGAGACAAGAGAUUGAAAACUAUAAAUUGCUCUAUCAAUGACUGUUUGAAGUGUUGUCUAAAUUGUUGCGAGGAGCAUGACCAAUGGGGGAGUUUACAAGGAUCGUACGAAAUUUUAAAUAGAUGGUCUCCUCAUUCAGAAAUAUACAAGCAAUGGAUGAUACACGAACUAAUAUGUUCUGAGCUUAAGAAAUAUAUUGUGUACAAUUGAAGCUUGAAGGUUGAAAUGUUCAUACA
Mangifera indica (mango) is the source of this 2405-nucleotide messenger RNA. RefSeq names its product disease resistance protein Roq1-like. The transcript has 4 exons. Bases 703 to 2379 code for a protein of 558 amino acids. Gene Ontology annotation, biological process: defense response; signal transduction. The record is from RefSeq and is a predicted model, not a curated record. NCBI's taxonomy places the organism in Eukaryota, Viridiplantae, Streptophyta, Magnoliopsida, Sapindales, Anacardiaceae. Gene Ontology annotation, molecular function: ADP binding.